Messenger RNA from Manihot esculenta (cassava), 1417 nucleotides. RefSeq names its product putative serine/threonine-protein kinase. The transcript is spliced from 7 exons. Gene Ontology annotation, biological process: protein phosphorylation. Gene Ontology annotation, molecular function: ATP binding; protein kinase activity. The record is from RefSeq and is a predicted model, not a curated record. NCBI's taxonomy places the organism in Eukaryota, Viridiplantae, Streptophyta, Magnoliopsida, Malpighiales, Euphorbiaceae. Bases 21 to 1169 code for a protein of 382 amino acids.
AGACACAGAAGCCUUACCUCAUGUCAAAGUCAUAUGCUGCAAUAGUUGGAGGCGCUGCAGGAGUGGUGCUUGUUGCAGGACUCAUCAUACUGUGGUUCUGCAAAUCUCAUUUUAAGAACUUUUCAAACAAGAACUCAGAGACGGGUUCUUCAGAUCCAUAUCCAAUUGCACUAGGGGAGUGGAACAGGAGAGGCAGAUCCAGUUCAACCCCUAGCCACCCUCUAUUUGGACCACAAGUAGCUAGGCAAUUCACCAUGGAUGAACUGGAGCAAGCUACCAAGCAAUUCAAUGAAAGUAAUCUCAUUGGAUAUGGAAGUUUUGGAUCAGUAUAUAAAGGUUUGCUUCAUGAUACUAUUGUGGCCAUCAAAAGGCGUCCAGGUGCUCCUCGAGAGGAUUUUGUCACAGAGGUGCUUUAUUUGUCAGAUAUUCGGCAUCGUAAUUUAGUUUCUCUUCUAGGUUACUGCCAAGAAAGAGGAUCACAAAUGUUGGUCUUUGACUAUAUACCCAAUGGUAGCAUGUGCAACCACUUAUAUGGGUUAAAUUCAUCAACUAAAUUAGAGUUCAAGCAGAGGUUGUCCAUAGCUCUGGGAGCAGCUAAAGGUUUAUGCCAUUUGCAUGGCCUAAACCCACCCUUGGUACACAGUAACUUCAAAACAGCUAAUGUCUUGGUUGAUGAGAACUUCAUUGUAAAGGUGGCUGAAGCAGGGAUCUCAAAAUUGCUUGAAAAGAUAGAAGAAGCAGGUCCCUCUUACACAUCCAGUGUUAAUGUUUUCCAAGAUCCAGAGAUAGGAGUACCCAGGAACUCCACUGCAAUGAGUGACAUUUACAGCUUUGGGGUGUUCCUUCUGGAGCUUAUAACUGGACAGGAGGCAGUGCAUCUAGGAUUCUUGGGAUCUGAUGAAAGCUUAAUUCAGUGGGUGGCUUCUCGAUUGAACUCCAACAAUUUUGUGGACUGUCGACUCAUCGGGAGUUUCACCACAGAUGGAAUCAGGGAUUUGAUCAGACUGAUGCUGCAAUGCAUGAGUUUUCCAGGAAUAGAGAGACCAAAGAUGGAAAAGGUUGUGGUCGAACUUGAACGAAUUCGUGAGAAAGAGAUGGCACUAACAACUGUCAUGGGCGAGGGAACUGCAACAUUUACUAAAGGCAGUGAACUAUUUACUUCAAAAUGAAACCAGAAGUUAUUGUUAGUAUGUACUGAGUUUGGGCCAAGCUUGAGCUAAAUAGCACCAGCUGGCAGCAAACAACAAUUUAGAGGGAGUAAGAGAAAGGUAUUGAAUAACUGGGAAGGGAUUUAUGUGCAAGUAUGAAUUUGUGUUGCUAGUAAUGAAAUUAAUAGCCUGUUAGAAAAAAGAUUAACAUAGUAUUUAGCUAUCAAUCAUUCAUCAUCUAUAUAUGACAUUGACAGUGUUUUCAGUCA